Fraxinus pennsylvanica is the source of this 1515-nucleotide messenger RNA. NCBI's taxonomy places the organism in Eukaryota, Viridiplantae, Streptophyta, Magnoliopsida, Lamiales, Oleaceae. The record is from the annotation of a GenBank genome assembly.
AUGCUUUUCUCAUUGUUAUCCUGCAGGAAACAGAUAAGAGAGGAAUCCACUUGCCUGAGAGUAAAAUCUAAAGAAAUGGCCUACUCACAUGCAACUGUGCUGAGCAAUACAGCCAAUUAUAUUGGAUUAGGUCAGAGAAUAAAAUAUGUUUCUGUCAUCCUUUAUCAUUUGCUCUGGUGGAUAUCAGCAUCAAAUGGUUCUUAUGAUCAUAGGCAAACUCCUUGCCAGAAACCUCAAUUGUUGGGAAUCUUCUUCUUAAUUGCUCCGAGGACUGAAUUAAUUUUCCCGAUGUCGGAGACUAUUAUCACAUCGGAGGCACCUUCCACAUCAACACAAUUCAACCAUCCGUCGCACACAAUCUGCCGCGUAUGUGAGAAGCAGUUUUCUCAAUAUACUUGCCCGCGUUGCAACAUUCGAUAUUGCUCUCUUCAUUGUUAUAAGUCUCAUAGCCUUCGGUGCACUGAAUCCUUUAUGAGAGAGAAUGUUGCUCAAGAACUGCAGCAGCUGCAACCUGAUAAUGAAACUAAACAAAAAAUGCUAGAUAUUCUUAAACGAUUUCAUGAGGAAGAGGAGACAGAUGGCAUGGAUGAAGAUGAUUCAUUUCUGUCAGAGGAGACUAUUCAGAAGAUUAUGUCUGGAAACCGGAUAAAUAUUGAUGAUUUAUCUGCUGAGGAAAGGAAGCAUUUCCAGAGAGCUGUAUCCUCGGGAGAGCUCAGCAAGUUGAUUAAGCCAUGGGAUCCAUGGUGGCUGAAGCCUUCUGCUAAAUAUAUAUCUCUCAGCCAAGAUGGAGCUAGCCUUGUACAACCACUUGUUCAGCAAGAUCCUGUGGAAGCAUCAGGAAAUUAUAUGGAAGGCAAUCAGUUGUAUGACAUUCCACCCGGCCCUGAAACUCCACUACCACCAACCAGCAAGCUUAGUACUGUUGGUCCAUCCCCUCUAUUAGCUGUUCAUCUCAUUGACAUUAUUUACAGUUACUGUUUUACACUUCGACUGUACAAUGGGGACUGGCAAUCAGAUGCGCUAGAAUCUACAAUGUUAUUGCUUAGUGUAUCUUCUAUCCUGGGUAAAGGUGGGCAACCUGAGACAGUGUUGGAAGCUUUGUUGCAUUGCUUGGAGCAAACGUCAUCUCCUGCAUACAGGCAUAUGGGUGGCUUGCAAUUCGGAUUGGGGCUCCUCGAUGAUGUAAUUAGCCUACUUCAUCUAGGAGCUGCAGCUUUAGUUUGCUUGCUUUGUGAUACGCAGAGGCUGAUUCAGGCAGCUGAGAAAGAGCUAAAGUCGGAGAAACUGCACAAGUCAAAAAGGGUGGAAAUCAAGAGCAAGCUUAAAUCUGCUGAGCGGAAGGUUUACUUCAUAAUGUGUUGGGUUCACGAGCAGCCGGGUGAAGUGUGGCCUUCCUUGGCAGCACUAGUGAAUACAGAGAAAUCAUCAGCAGUGGAAUGUGUCGUUAGCAAAAGAGGUGCUGUGAGAACGGAGAAAGUGGAAAGAACAGGCAAGCCUUUGAUUAAGGAGAUAUAG